Messenger RNA from Aricia agestis (brown argus), 1078 nucleotides. RefSeq names its product arrestin domain-containing protein C31A2.12-like. Gene Ontology annotation, biological process: protein transport. The coding region runs from base 176 to 1078 and encodes 300 amino acids. The record is from RefSeq and is a predicted model, not a curated record. Gene Ontology annotation, cellular component: cytoplasm. Lineage: Eukaryota; Metazoa; Arthropoda; Insecta; Lepidoptera; Lycaenidae. The transcript is spliced from 6 exons.
AAAAUAUUACAAGCAAUUAUAAUUUACAUCCUUAUCGAUAGAUAAUUAUCUUAUCGCAAUAUGAUAUCGGGCGAAUGCUUUUUAUUGAAAUGUUAUGUUUGUAUAGCAGUGCAGAUUGAAAGUAGUAAUUCUAUAGAUAUGUGAUUUGAUAUUUUAUUAAACGUCUCAUUUUAAAAUGGUUUGGGAUAAGUGCAAUAUAAUUCUGCAUAGUGCAUCUGAUAGUUGCUUUUAUACCAAUAAUAUUAUCACAGGAUCAAUUAUUUUGGAGUUUACCAGUAAACGGAAAGUUGAAAAAGUGGAUAUGAGAGUACAAGGAUCAUGUGAAGCACAGUGGUCCAGAUUUUCACCUACUAUUCCAUACCUAAAGAUAUAUUCCGACAAAUACGACGUGCUGAGUGUUGCUUUCGACACAUUUGAAAAUAUUAAUGGUAGAACAGUUAAUCCCGGAGUCUACACUUACCAGUUUAAUUUAUUUCUACAGUCAGAUUUACCUUCCACUUAUGAAGAUUCUAUUGCGAAAGUGCGCUAUCGUGUUAUAGUUGAAGGGAAGAGCAAGACUGGAUUUAAGCUGUAUAACAAAGUUUUACCUUUUACCGUAAAGAAUUAUACCGAUUUAAAUGAUGCAUCUAUUGAUUAUAAGGUGCCACUUAUAUUUGAAGGAAAAAAGAGCACAUGCUUUGGAAAUUUUACGCUGUACAUUAAAACGUAUCGUGGAUUUGCUCCAAAUCAAAGGUUACCAAUUCAAGUUAUACUUGAAAAUAAAAAGAGAAUAAAGGUUAAACUAAUAGAAAUCACUCUAAUACAAAAAAUAGAAUAUAAUGUUACAGAAGGUUUUCACAACAGAGAUAAACGCAUUUGCUCAACGAUGCAUAAGGAUAUUCAGAGUUUAAAAGAUGAACAGUGUCGGCUAUACUUAGAAAUGCCGCCACUUGUUCCAUCAACUGUUAAUGAAACCAAUCCCAUGGUUACAGUUUCGUAUGUGUUGGAGGCAAAAGUGUCAUUUAGGUAUCACACAAGUUUGUACUAUGACAUCCCAGUUGUAAUAUCAACUGUACCAGUGGCACAUGUAAAUUUUUAA